CUCACUGUUAAUGAAAACGCUGCUGCAGCUCAAACCAGUGCCAUCGUUUCUACGAUGUGGCUCCUGAUCAUCUUAGCAUGGUUGGCUUUAUGGGCAGGUGGCACUUACUGGUACCUUUUUGGGAAACCAAGUCCUUUCACCCUGGAAUCAGUGAGGCCACCUGGACCUCGUGAGUUUGAUCAGAAGAAGCGAGACAAAGUCAUUAAGCAAGGUUUCAGUCUGGAGAAGGUGCCCCAGAACCUGAAUGUCAUUGUCAUCGGUAGUGGUAUCGGUGGGCUGACAGCGGCAGCCACACUGGCCAAAGCUGGAAAGAAGGUCCUGGUACUGGAACAGCAUGACCAGGCAGGAGGCUGCUGCCACACGUACAUUGAGAAAGGCUUUGAGUUUGAUGUCGGGCUUCACUACAUUGGACAGCUCCAUGAAAACAGCCUGUUGCGUAUCGCCUUCGACCAGAUCUCCGAAGGCCAGCUGGAGUUCCAAGAACUAAAUCAACACUUUGAUACCAUCCAGAUUGGCCUGGGUGAGGAAAAGCGGGAGUACACCAUCUUCUCUGGAAAAACUGAGAUGAAAACACACCUCAUGAAGCAGUUCCCCAAUGACACACAGGCCAUUGAAGCAUUCUUCAAAAUCAUGAAGGUCUGUGCUAAGAAGACGCAUUAUCUGGCAAUGCUAAAGCUGAUUCCACAGUGGAUGUCUUUAUUCCUGCUUAAAUCAGGCAUUGCAAACCUGGUCUCCCCAGUCUUCCGCCUCUCUGGCACAUGUGCCACAGACUUUGUCAACAGCCUGACGAGCAACAAGGAUCUUCAAGUCAUCUUUUCUUACUUUUUCUAUGGUGUCCCUCCAAAAGACUCCAGCGUUCUGAUUAAUGCCCUUUUGAUCCAUCACUACAAACGAGGCGCCUACUACCCCUUAGGCGGUGCCAGUGAGAUCGCCUUCCACAUCAUUGGUACUAUUCAGAAGUACGGAGGUAACUGCCUGGUCAGAGCUCCUGUCUCCCAGAUCCUGGUCAGCGAGGAUGGAGUGGCCUAUGGUGUGAAAGUGAGGAAAGGUCAGAAGGAGGUGGAGGUCUGUGCACCUGUGAUUGUCUCCAACUGUGGCAUUUUUACCACCUUCCAGAAACUUCUCCCCCCUGAGGUUCGAGUCAAGCCAGACAUUCAGGAACGACUCAACAUGAUGAAACACGGCAGGGGCUCAUUCUUGGUCUUCUCUGGCUUUGAUGGAACAGAAGAGGAGUUAGACCUCGUGUCCACCAACGUUUGGCUGUUUAAAAACAACGACAUGGAUGAAUUUUUGGAGGAGUACUUUGCACUGAGCAAAGAAGAAGCACCUGAUAACAUUCCCAUGAUGUUCAUCACAAUACCAUCAGCCAAAGAUCCAGAAGCCAAAAUAAGACACCCUGGAAAAUCCUGCAUGACAAUACUGACUAUGGCAAAAUAUGAAUGGUUCGAGGAGUGGAAGGACACCACCGUCCGCAAAAGAGGCAACGAAUACUAUGACUACAAAAUGAGAUUUGCUAAUAAACUCUUUGACUGGGCCUGCACGGUGUUCCCUAAAAUCCGAGAGAAGCUGGUUUUCCAGGACGUGGCAACGCCGCUGACCAACACUCACUAUCUGGGUGCCCAGCGUGGAGCUAUGUACUCCGCUGAACACAAUGUGGAGCGCUUCCACGUGGAAGCCGUGGCCAGGAACAGGUGCAACACCCCUGUCAAAAACCUGUACCUCUCAGGGCAAGAUGUGUUCAGCUGUGGGAUAGCAGGCGCCCUGCACGGUGGCCUCCUCUGUGCUUCUACUGUGCUAAAUCACAUCGUCUACAUCAACUUACUCUUCAUCAAGAAGAAGCUGAAGAGGAGGAAAGCCAAAGAGCUGGCACAGAGGGCUCAGAAGAAACUGCAGUGAGAGUGCGCUGCUGCUUCUGCAGGAACAUGGUAAAAAUGCACCAGUUUAUGCUCUUCAUUUGCCCUGGGAGGUUUAAAUAUUCAUAAGAGAAAACAGAUGAAGUUUAGGGAGGAGUCUCCCAUGUGCCUUCUGGCAAAAUGUAGCUGAAAUUUCACGUCCUUCUUGGAUCGAGUGCACCAUGAAGCCGUAGAUCUAGUGAUGCAACAGAAAAAAGUUGCACUGUGCAGAUUCUCCAACCACAGCCACAGGAGCCUAUAAUGUCUUCAGAGCUGUCACUGGUGGCUUCCCUCACUAUUGUACUUCUUGCACGAUCAGUCAGUUUAACCACAGAGUACCAUACUGUUUCUAUUUCUGAAUGAUUGACGUAACUAGAUUCAGGAUAUAUUCAGUGACUUGGAAAUGUUCAUGUGCCAUCCACUGACUUGUCUAAAGUGACUGUUUGCAUCAAAAAGUAUCCUUAUAUUUAUUUGCCCAAUGACUAUGGGCUCUGAAAAUGGAGGGACUGUGUGUAAAAAUUGCUGUAAUUCUUAACAUUUUUGUAAAGCCCCUGAAAUUAAAGUUAAAAGUCAACACUACAAGAACAUCUUGAUUGUUUCAUUUCAGCUCCUUUGUGGUGACAUACAGAGGUAAAAUAAGAAGGAUUUUGUCCUGUCCAAAUAUACGGCUAAAAGUACGGUAAGCAGGGGAACACUUUGUUCCCCUACUUACUUUGAGCAGUGUACUUUUGGACCUGACUGUUGCUGUGUUCAAA
Messenger RNA from Thalassophryne amazonica, 2647 nucleotides. RefSeq names its product inactive all-trans-retinol 13,14-reductase. The transcript has 11 exons. Bases 55 to 1896 code for a protein of 613 amino acids. The record is from RefSeq and is a predicted model, not a curated record. Lineage: Eukaryota; Metazoa; Chordata; Actinopteri; Batrachoidiformes; Batrachoididae.